UUCAAAAAGAGCCCACCCAAAGUUCCGUACAAAGCCAUCACUUUGGCCACGGUUCUCUUCUUGAUCGGCUCUCUGUUAAUCGUCAUUGGUGCUCUUCUUCUGGCUGGAUACUUUGGAGUCACUCACACCGACCGGACUAUACCUGUUCUCAUCAUCGGAAUCCUUGUCUUCCUGCCUGGAUUUUACCACCUAAGAAUAGCUUAUUAUGCAUCAAAGGGUUACCCAGGAUAUUCCUAUGAUGAUAUUCCAGACUUUGAUGACUAAUCUUUAUACUGGAUUAAGCUGGAAGCUACAUCCACAUUACUUUGGUUUCGAAUAACAACUUUUAGAUUUAGUUUCUUGCUUUACAAUUGGCUGUAGCAGAUCGUUGGAGUUGCCACAAGGGGACUUUACUAAUUGCAAAAAGUACAUUUUUGUUAACCAUAUGGACCAUAUUUAUCAUAUGGAGUUUAUGGUCUAAAAAAUUGGUUUUUAAUAGAUAGGCUGAUUUUUUUUUUUUUAAUUUUAACUAAACAAGUACAGUACAUAUCAAUUACAAAAGUUUAUACAUAUGGUAAAUAAGCAUAUACAGUUAGGCCCAUAAAUAUUGGGACAGUGACACAAGUUUUGUUAUUUCAGCUGUUUACGAAAACAUAUUUAGGCUAUGGGCUUAAAGUGCAGACUCUCACCUGUAAUUUGAGAGCAUUCACAUCCAAAUUAGAGCAAGAGUUUAGGAAUUACAGCUCUUGAAUACGUAGCUGCCUCUUUUUCAAGGGACCAAAAGUGGACAAUUGACUCAGAAGGCUGCAAAGGGCUCUUCCCUCAUUAACCUGUCAU
Messenger RNA from Cynoglossus semilaevis (tongue sole), 816 nucleotides. Its product is annotated as transmembrane protein 230-like. The transcript has 2 exons. The annotation marks the transcript as partial. NCBI's taxonomy places the organism in Eukaryota, Metazoa, Chordata, Actinopteri, Pleuronectiformes, Cynoglossidae. Gene Ontology annotation, cellular component: synaptic vesicle; endomembrane system. The record is from RefSeq and is a predicted model, not a curated record. Gene Ontology annotation, biological process: synaptic vesicle transport.